Molecule: messenger RNA, 1143 nt
Organism: Spirodela intermedia
Lineage: Eukaryota; Viridiplantae; Streptophyta; Magnoliopsida; Alismatales; Araceae
Source: the annotation of a GenBank genome assembly
AUGAUGCUCGGAGAGGGGAUCAGUCCCACGCCGGCGAUCAGGAUCCCGGCAUGGCCUGCGUGCGAUCUCCGGCCGGGAAGCGGCUUCUCCUGCGGUAAUGGCGCCGGCGGCGGCGCAGGUGAGUUCUCCUCGUACCUCUACGGAGAAGGUGGGGGGAUGAACAGUGUCCUGCUCCUCCCUACUGCGAACGAGGGGUACCUGUCGGAUGAAGGGGGGGAGGAGUCGGAGGCGGUGGACUCGCCGGUGGAUGCGUACUCGUGCGAUGAGUUUCGGAUGUACGAGUUCAAGGUGCGGCGGUGCGCGCGCGGCCGGUCCCAUGACUGGACCGAGUGCCCGUACGCUCAUCCGGGGGAGAAGGCGAGGCGGCGGGAUCCGCGGAAGUUCCAUUACUCGGGCACCGCUUGCCCCGAUUUCCGCAAGGGGAGCUGCAAGAGGGGGGACGCCUGUGAGUUUUCUCAUGGGGUCUUCGAGUGUUGGCUCCACCCGGCGAGGUACCGCACGCAGCCCUGCAAGGAUGGGGUGAAUUGUCGCCGCCGUGUUUGCUUUUUCGCUCACACUCCGGAGCAGUUGCGGAUUCUUCCUCAGACGCAACAGCAGCAGAGCCCCAAGACACCUGCCGCCUCCGACUCGUACGACGACUCCCCCCUUCGAUAUCACGCCUUCGACGCCUACGUCACGCAAAACAUGUUUUCCUCGUCACCGGGCAUGACUCCACCAUCCGACUCGCCGCCUCUGUCGCCAAGUGGGCCGUCCCUUCGUCGUGUCUCGCUCACGGUGGGGUCUCCCGUGAACGAGGUGUUGGCUUCUCUGCGGCAGUUGCAGUUGAGCAAGGCAAUGUCCGUGCCGGCUUCCUGUGGUCUGCAGGUUGGCGGGAUGGUCUCUCCGCAGGGUGUCAACGUGCGGCCGGGUUUCUGCAGCCUUCCGGCGACUCCGACCAACACACCCAUGGGCAACGGCGGCGGAUUUUUAGAUGUAUGGGAAGAGCCCAAGGAGCGGGUAGAGUCCGGGAGGAACUUGAGGGCCAAGCUCUACGAAAAGCUGAGCAAGGAAAACUUCAUGGGGAAGCAAAUGAAAGAUGAUCAUGACGGGGCAGCGGCGGUUGUGGGGCCUGAUGUCGACUGGGUCUCGGAGCUGUUGAAGUGA